This is a messenger RNA of Ruditapes philippinarum (Manila clam), 922 nucleotides long. Its product is annotated as ficolin-1-like. The record is from RefSeq and is a predicted model, not a curated record. The transcript has 2 exons. Lineage: Eukaryota; Metazoa; Mollusca; Bivalvia; Venerida; Veneridae. The coding region runs from base 72 to 452 and encodes 126 amino acids.
GUUUACUUAUCAUAGGCCUGAAGUACAUAUAAGAAUUAGCUGACCAAAGUCGUUCAGAAGUCCGUCUUGACAUGACAAAUCACAAGAACGACACAGGGUAUGAGACCUUUCGGGAGUUCAAGUUGACAGAUGGAAUAAAGUAUAAACUCAACAUUGGGUUACGCGAAGCAUCAGACAACAUAGCAAAAGGUUUAUGGUACAGUAAUUUAGCUGCGUUUUCAACUUUUGACCGUGACUUAGAUUUCGGAGGAUCACGUAAUUGUGCUGUUGAUCGACAUGGAGCCUGGUGGUAUAAAACAUGCACAUACGUUAAUUUCAAUGGAUUAUAUGUCCAACCAGGUGAAACAUGUAAACUUGCUGGGGCAGAAACCGGUGUUUGUGCACAAUGGCAUGGAGGGUUUAAUAGUGGAGGAAAAUUAAGGAGAUCUUCAAUGAUGUUGAGAAGGACAUAAAAUGUGAUCGAGAUCGAGAUCAACAACUAAACUCAGACAUUUGAGAGGUCAAAUUCGUGAAAUUUUGAUUGAUUUAAAAUUGAUUCUGAGAAUCUUUCUUUUGAAAUUUACAAAUAAUUGACAAUAAUAUACACCUGGAAAUAAGUUAAGCACACCCCCUGAAAUAUAAAAUUGGUUAUGAUUGAAAGCGCUGUCAUUACAUGACGACUUAAUUGAGCUAAGAAAUAGUAAUGUGGCGGUUACAUACGUUAUUAUAAAUCUGGCUAAAUAAUGUGUUUUUUAUAUUACGUAAUCGUCAACAUUUACCACAAAUAUCCAACUGUUAAUGUUUUGUAAACGCUCUAACACCAUGCUUAUAAACACUUACAUUUUUUUUUUUGUAAAAACAACACAUUUGCUUCUGCUUCAAUAAUUUGGUUCAGAAUAAACUAAACUCAUAAAAUGUACUGGUUUAUAAAUACUUAAUUGGU